Mercenaria mercenaria is the source of this 3740-nucleotide messenger RNA. Its product is annotated as pachytene checkpoint protein 2 homolog. Gene Ontology annotation, cellular component: chromosome; nucleus. Gene Ontology annotation, biological process: meiotic recombination checkpoint signaling; reciprocal meiotic recombination. The coding region runs from base 232 to 1497 and encodes 421 amino acids. The record is from RefSeq and is a predicted model, not a curated record. The transcript has 11 exons. NCBI's taxonomy places the organism in Eukaryota, Metazoa, Mollusca, Bivalvia, Venerida, Veneridae. Gene Ontology annotation, molecular function: ATP binding; ATP hydrolysis activity.
UUUCAUAAUAGACCACUUUACGUCUAUAGACUACUUUUCACCCAGCGCGAGAUUCGAACACCGAAAUUUCUGAAAUAUUUUAUUAUUUUUCUUUUUAUUUGAUGAAUUUUCAGCGAAUAAUUGUGAAACAUACUUCAUUUAUAUUUUCCGCACUUUCUCUUUGUAAUUUUGUUAAAUACGCAUAUUUAAAAUGAAAUUGUAACACCGAUAUUCUCAGGAAAAUUGUCGGAGAUGUCUGGUGACGGAGCGAAAACAAAAGAUUUAAUAUAUCAUGUUGAAAUUUGUCAAAACCCGCAUAGCACAGCAGUAAAGGCAGAUGUGGUUUCAAAUGUUCAAAGAUUGUUUGAUGUCAGUGGCAGUCUCUCUACAGGAGAUUUAUACCUUACAGAAUUUAGGGAUGAAUUCUUAAAGCAACAUGUUGACAAGAUUGCCAUCUCAGACACAAAAUUAUCACAGCAUGAGAGCAUAGACUUGAGUGUGGCCACACUUCAUUACCAUGUGUUCCAGCUACAAGAAGGAGGUCCAGGUAUGGAAGAGUUGGAGGAUGAAGAUCUCGCUGCAGCCAGUCACUGGAUUCUGCCAUCACGAGACUUCGAUGGAAUGUGGGAAAGCCUUGUGUUUGAUGAAGAUAUUAAAACAAAGUUGCUGAAUUAUGCAGCAACAACUUUGCUGUUCACAGACAAAAAUGUAGACCACAAUAUCAUAUCUUGGAACAAAGUAGUCCUAUUACAUGGUCCCCCUGGUACAGGCAAGACGUCGUUGUGUAGAGCUUUGGCUCAGAAACUGUGUAUACGUCUUGCAGAAAGGUUUAGUUAUGGACAACUGAUAGAGAUUAACAGCCACAGUUUGUUUUCAAAAUGGUUCUCAGAGAGUGGUAAACUUGUGAUGAAGAUGUUUCAGAAGAUACAGGAGUUGAUAGAUGACCCAGAUGCACUUGUCUGUGUUCUCAUUGAUGAGGUUGAAAGUUUGACAGCUGCAAGGAAGAGUGCUAUGUCUGGUAGUGAACCUUCAGAUGCUAUUAGAGUGGUUAAUGCUGUGCUUACACAACUCGAUCAGAUAAAAAGAUAUCCAAAUGUGCUAAUAUUAACUACAUCGAAUGUAACUGGUGCAAUAGACCUAGCGUUUGUGGAUCGUGCAGAUAUUAAACAGUACAUAGGUCCUCCCUCUCCUUCGGCCAUCUUUAGUAUAUAUAGAUCCUGUCUACAUGAACUUAUCAAGGCUGGAAUAAUUAUCUCCUCACAGUCUGUGUUAGAUCUCAGAGCUCUAGAAUUCAUGAGAUUUGUAGAAAAUGAUAUCACUAGAGACAGUUUACAGCUGAGAGAAAUAGCAAUUAAAAGUCAUGGUCUCAGUGGAAGAACCUUGAGAAAACUACCAUUCAUUGCUCAUGCUUGCUAUGUACAGAAACCAGAAGUGUCCUUACAAGAUUUUCUGAUAGCCUUGGACAAAGCAGUGCAGCAACAGUUUAAAGAAAGGGAAGAUCUUGUAAAGGAUUCCUGAGUGUGGAGAUAAUGCCAGUUAUAAUAUAUAUGAAGCAAGAUACACCAGGAUCUCACAAAAAUAUUUGUGAGGGACGUAAGGAGUGGUAAUAAAAGAGGAUCUCAAAAAAAUAGUCUGUUUCCAGGAAAUGAAGGGUCUCAAACUGUUCUUGAAUAAUUCACAGUAACUUUACAUGGAAGAAUUCUUUUGGAUUAUUUGCACAACAGAUGUGCAGUGUGUGAAUCUAUAUGGUAACACAGUGAACAGACAGAUUAAGGUGUGUCCUUAGUGCUUGUUGAAUGUAUAGUGUAACGUUACUUUUGAAUUUACAUUUGUUUAUGCAAGCAUCGAAAUUGAUGUGCAGAAAAUAUAAUGUUAUCUUUAUCAGUUUUGUUUGCUCAUAAAAGAUAAAGUGGGUAUUGUGAUUGAAAUAGUUUUUCAAACAUUGUGAUAUAUUGUUAAAAGAUGUUUUUAUGUAUUCACUAACUUGAUCUCGUCUGUGAGGGAAUAAUUUGGAGAUGUGUUGGGGGCAGAGCAAGUAGUUGAUACAUUUGAUGUAUUUUGUUAGAUCACUGAAGGUAAAGGCUCACAAUGAACUGUUGUAAGAGGAUGGUACCCUAACAUAUAGUAACUGUCCAGUAUCUGUCUUUCCAGAAACUGUUACAUUUACACACAUCUCAAGUCUUCGAAACAUUGGCAUCAGAUCCAAAAUGUUUCUGCUUCACUAAAACUUACUUAAACCAUAUUUUGUGAUCUUCACUGAAUAUUAAUCUUUACGAAACUUUGCAGGUUAUAUACUGGAUAGCAAUUUCUAAGUAAAUUUUGUUUUUGUCCUCUGCACACAGUAGAGAGCAUCCUUUACAGAUUUUUGUAGCAAAGUUGUCUGUUAUGUGACGUGAGAUAAAGAAGCACUGUAAGAUUAAGAAAUGACUGUCACCUUAGGAAAAAACUGAAGUAAAGUGGCUUUAAAAACCAUAUCAUCCUUUGUCCUGACUUGAAAACUAAAUGAGAAAUUUUAUUUUGUUAGUACAAAUUUGUAAUGGAAGAGCAAAAUAGGUUUGUGGCUUAAUUUACCAAAUUUAGGGUCAAUAAUGAUGACAAAACACCCAUGUUGCCCUCAUGUAUUUAUUAUUCUAGCAACAGGGCAUUAAGAUAGACUAAAUUUUUGUUGUGGAGCAUAAAAGACGUAAGUAUAAGUCUGUUGAAACACUGCUUUUAGAAGUAAUUUUACAUGCUUUCAUAUUGUACAGAGGUAAAUUGCAGCAUUUGUAUCUGACAGCAGUAUUUUAGACACAGGCCAACAAUGCAUUACCUCUAAACAGCCAUUAAUUUAAUACCCCUGACCAACUGUUUAUAUAUCUGGGGCCCGUUUCCUAAAAGUUAAUGUUUCAUUCUUAGUUUUCUCCACCAAAGUAUGAACUUUUAGAACACAUUUAUUUCAUAGAAUAUAACUUAUAUCUUUUAAACAAGAUGUUGUUAAUUUAUUUUAGGACAAAACCUUAUUUUCAUUUGGCUCAGAUUCUAAGAUGAAUCUGCUUGAAAAGAUGUAUAUGGAAAACUUUACUCCAAAGUUCCAACUUUGUUCUAAGUUGGCUUUCUGAAAUGUGACCUGAUUUGUGUAUGACAGAUCUUUGAAAGCCCUUCUGUAGUUAUUACACAGGCUUUCCUCAUUCUAAGAAGUAGAAUGCAUUGUUUCCAUGAACAUAAUUUUCACAGUUUGUAGGUAUUCUCGCCAUUUCUGAAUAAACAUUGACACAUUACAUCUAGACAGAUAUUCAUAUUUCCUCCUGAUUUUAUUAAAAAUCUGAAGUUUAUACAAUCAUACCUCGAGUGAAAAUUAUUCCAGCUGUAAAGAGUAAAGGUGAAUACUUACACCCUUUCCACUGGGAAAAAACAACAACUUGUUUUUCAUUAGUUUCAGUGACUGAUUCAGGUAAACAUUUCUCAUGACAUAGCCUUUGAACAUUUGUUUGACAAUCCAGUCUUUGAUAAGACAUUUUCAGUUCCAGGUACCCUCCAAAGUUAGGAGUUACUGUUAAAAAAUCUUUGUUAUUAUAAUGAAAUGUAUUCAUAUGUUAACUCAUAAUUAGCAGCUUUUGUCACACAAUUCUAGUAUUUUUGUGUCCUAGACAACAAUAGUCACAUGUAUCAUGCAAUUGUGCUAAUGUUUUAUGAGACUUGUUUUUUCAGUUUUGAAAACAUAUUAUUUAUGAAGAUGUAUUUGUUAUCUUCUUAUGCAAACGAAUAAAGUUAUAGAUGUCUUA